Protomyces lactucae-debilis is the source of this 663-nucleotide messenger RNA. RefSeq lists its product as uncharacterized. The coding region runs from base 133 to 603 and encodes 156 amino acids. The record is from RefSeq and is a predicted model, not a curated record. The transcript is spliced from 2 exons. Lineage: Eukaryota; Fungi; Ascomycota; Taphrinomycetes; Taphrinales; Protomycetaceae.
CGACUGCAAGCCAAUACAGCGUCGACGCCCCUAUAGAGCAAAUCAACUUGCUCAGCAGACACUGUGGAAGCAGUUUGCAACAGCAACCAGCAGUGAUUAGCAGACAUCUGACACUCGGUCUCUGUACACAAGAUGCUCGUCAGUGCUUUCGCAAGCUUGCUUGUAUUCACCUUCAAGUCCGCUUCGACCAGCAAAUCCUUGCAGAGGAAUCCCUCUACGCACGUUCCCACGAUGCCACUUUUCAACAAUCAUACGACUUGGAAGGAUUACUUGACAUUUCUGAGUGAUGAGACGUUGAUUAGGUUCACUGACGUCGUUAAGUGCGGCAACAGGAACUUCAGUUUCUUCAGGUUUGCUCGUGGGGUCACCCCUUCCUUCGCAAUGCAGAACGGCGAGCUCAAGACUGAGCAUCUUGACAUCGCUGCGUUUCCGGGCUGCAAAGACAAGUACAAUUGGUUUAAAAUGCGCAAUUUUGUCCACAAGACUCCUGCACCUUCUGAUCCGUCUCCUGGCCAGUCGAGAAUUGUUUCAAGCUAUCAAACUGUCAGACCUAUUCGGGGUUCGCAUCGCAUUCCCGUUGAGCCAAAAGUGACUAGUCCCUAGAGGACACCGCUGCAGCUCUUUGAACCCCGAAUCCAAGGCCUCAUCCAGGAGUCAGUGCUC